AUGCCUGAUAUAUUUGUUUUAAAUAAUAGUUACCAAGGAGCUGAGGGCGUCGACGAUGACAGUAAUGGAAUAAAAAAUGACAGUGACUUGAAAUCAACAGAAGAGGCAAUCAAAUUCGAGGAGACUGAUGAAAAAAACAGUAGCAAGCACGACAUGCUUUUGCUAAAAGAAGAUGGCCAAGCUACUUAUGUCGUAUCGUAUCCACCGGCUAAGUAUCGCUUCAACAGAGAAAUGCUAGAUAAACCCUUAUGCGACCAGUACACUAUGGAAUGCAUCGAUGUGCGCUUUCUUUUGAUUUUAUCCAUUUGCACCGUAAUCUGGCAUAUCGAGGUAGAAAACACGUAG
Gongylonema pulchrum is the source of this 345-nucleotide messenger RNA. NCBI's taxonomy places the organism in Eukaryota, Metazoa, Nematoda, Chromadorea, Rhabditida, Gongylonematidae. The record is from the annotation of a GenBank genome assembly.